Larimichthys crocea (large yellow croaker) is the source of this 749-nucleotide messenger RNA. It is a transcript of the gene mbpb, whose product is annotated as myelin basic protein b. Gene Ontology annotation, molecular function: structural constituent of myelin sheath. The record is from RefSeq and is a predicted model, not a curated record. Lineage: Eukaryota; Metazoa; Chordata; Actinopteri; Sciaenidae. The transcript is spliced from 4 exons. The coding region runs from base 227 to 646 and encodes 139 amino acids.
GACACGUUUUUUUUUUUCUUCUGUUUUUUUUGGUUUAAACGGAGACGCUUUGGUGAUUACAGCAAAGGCGAACCAUAAAGGGGAAAAAAAGGCGUUAUUGUUGAUGUUGUCGACGACCACCGUCGACCACUGCUGAAAGAAGACUGACAGCUGGUUACAUCCAGUACAAGGCUCAGCUGUGGAUGCAUUUGACACAGACUAACCGGAGAAGGUCUCUGUCAGCAGCAUGGGCCAGCAUCUAGGAAAAAGAGAGACACCCACAGACAGCAAGGCUCCAUCACCUGAACCCAAAGCAGCAGCAGAAGCAGCAGCAGCAGCAGAACCUGAAUCACAAGAUGAAGUCUUUGGCCUGGGUGAGGCAGAUGCGAACCAGAACAAUGGCUGCAUCUUGGAGAAGCCAGCGGUGACUGACUCCACGGGCACUGAGGGCCCCCACCAGUCCUGGCCCGACGCCAGCACAGCUGACCCUGACGCUGCCACACCACGCCCCCACCUGGUCCGCCUCUUCUCCCGAGAUGCCCCGGGCCGAGAGGACAACACCUUCAAAGACCGACCCUCCGAAUCGGACGAGCUGCAGACCAUCCAGGAGCACAGCGGAGCGGCUUCAGAGUGCGGGUCGGAGAACCCCGAGCAGGACCUAGAAUAGCUAGCUAGCUUUUUUUUUUGUUUCCCGCCCUCCCUCUCUUUUCUCUUUUCCCUCCUCUGUCUUUCGGUCUCUCAUUUAAGAGAGCGACAAGAACCCCACAUUU